CCUCAUUAAGCUACAUGCUCUACUGACAGAGCCACAUCAAUGGCUGACAGAGUAAUCUCAAUUCUCUUACUCAUUUCAUUCUUAAUCUCAUCUUCACACUCUCAGCAACUCACCACCAGUUACUACCAGAAAACAUGCCCCAAAUUCGAUCAGAUAAUGCAGGACACCACCACCAACAAGCAGAUCAAUUCCCCAACCACCGCCGCCGCCGCGCUCCGUCUCUUCUUCCACGACUGCCUCGUCGAAGGCUGCGACGCAUCCGUCCUUAUCUCCUCCAGACCCUUCAGCAAAGCCGAACGUGACGCCGACAUCAACCUCUCCCUCCCUGGAGACGGGUUCGACGUCGUUGUAAGGGCGAAAACCGCUCUCGAACUCGCUUGCCCUGGCGUUGUCUCCUGCGCCGAUAUCCUCGCCGUCGCUACUCGUAAUCUCGUCACGAUGAUGGGCGGACCUUUCUACACCGUGAAAUUAGGUCGCCGUGACGGAUUAGUUUCGAGAGCGUCGCGCGUUGAGGGCAAUCUCCCUCGACCUACGAUGUCGAUGAAUCAACUCAUCAGUAUCUUCAGUUCUAGAGGGUUUUCAAUUCAGGAAAUGGUGGCAUUAACAGGUGCUCACACCAUCGGAUUCAGUCAUUGCAAGGAAUUCAGUUCAGAGAUCUACAAUUACAGCAGAACAUCACAAUACGAUCCGUCGUUCAAUCCAAGAUACGCCGAGGGAUUAAGAUCUGCUUGUGCGGAUUACCACCGGAACCCUUCCUUAUCGGUGUUUAACGACGUGAUGACUCCUAGAAACUUCGAUAAUGCGUACUACCAAAACUUGCCGAAAGGACUUGGAGUUUUGAAAUCGGAUAGGGCGCUUGUAAUGGAUCCGAGAACGAAGCCAUAUGUGGAGUUGUAUGCUAGAGAACAGAAAGUUUUCUUUGAGGCAUUUGGUCGAGCAAUGGAGAAGCUGGGUUUGUACGGUGUGAAGAGUGGCCGGAGAGGAGAAAUCCGGCGCCGGUGCGAUUCAUUCAACUAGGUACUAAUGUUCUUCCAAGGGAGGAGCUCGGGGCGAUCGCAGCGCAUCACACCAUGUUUUCCGCACUAGAUGAUCUUUGGGAUUUAAAACUCUGAUAAUUGUUUUAUUCAGAAUGCUACUAAAUGAUUGAGCAAAAAUUAUUAAGCGGUUUUUAAUUAAUCAAAACGAAAUUUUUGGUCUUAAAUUUUGGGAUG
Messenger RNA from Lactuca virosa, 1211 nucleotides. NCBI's taxonomy places the organism in Eukaryota, Viridiplantae, Streptophyta, Magnoliopsida, Asterales, Asteraceae. The record is from the annotation of a GenBank genome assembly.